UCUCUCAUUCGGCCAGUGGCAACCGCGGCGUAAUGGCGUGUCUCAGUUUAUUACGGACUAGUGGUUUAUUUUUAUUGUUAUUCUUAAUAACAAACGCCUACGCGGUGUUCCAACCAUGGAUAUUCGCAGUGAGUGUGAACAAAAGCAGUUGUGCCGAACAAAAAUGUGUUUUAAAGUUGAAUUUGGAAGUUUCGAACGUGGAUUCGUGGUCGUUAACCCCAGAGCCGGCGGUUCGUGGUGCGCUGUGCAAUCCUACAAUCACCAAGGAUGUUGUAGACACAGAAUUAAUUGUUGAGAAGAAUGAUAGAAUGUUUUUCUGUGCCAAAGUCGGCGAGCAGUGGCUUCACCAAGGAGUUGAUUUAUAUUUGGACGGUGACGUCAUAGGAAUCAGCAAGCGGCUGGAAAACCUAGAACUCCUGGAUGACUUUGCCGACGUCGACAACAACGUCAGUGACGUCGAUGAUGUCAAUGGUCUGCGGAACGACGUCGACGUUAACAGGAACCGUGACGCCGUCAGCGACGUCGUGGUUGAGACCUGGGCUUAUCUGCCAAAUAAGCUGGUGGAUAUCAGUACGGUAUCAGAACCCAGCACCGAUCUCAACUCUGAAUGGGGAGAAAUCCAAGAGAUAGAAAGCGAAACCCUUUCAAGACAUAAACGUGAUACUGAAAAUUCUACAGUCAACCCAUCAGACACCAGUCUCGGCCCUAAAAACGCAAACGUAAUCAACAAUAUCAAACUAGUAGGUUUUAGAAUUGAAGAGUCUGAUAAGGAACCUAAAAUUGUGGAUGAACUUAUACCUAGUGUGUUGAGGAAUACUCAGUUUCAAUUGAGGUUGUUUGGAGAGAAUUUUGUUAAAGGAAUGGAAAUUGCGUUUACGCAUACGAAGUCGGCGUAUGGAGAUGAGUGCGUGCAUUUAUUAGAUGAGACAUAUAAGUUAGAAGUGGACUCCGAAGAAAACGCCUUCAUAUCCCUGGUCGCACCUUAUCCCGCAGACACGCCCGAAGGGCAUAAAUUCUACUUUUGCAUCAGAGACUCCCCCUCAGGCCCCUUCAAGCACCAAGGAAGCGACACUUGGAAAAUACUUGGAACCCACCACAAAUUGCUACCUCUCUGGGUUUCUAUCAUCUUAAUCAUCAUUCUUCUAUUACUAGCUUCACUGUUCUCAGGCUUGAACUUAGGUCUGAUGGCUUUAGAUAGAACCGAGUUGAAAAUCAUAGCGAAUACGGGAACAGAGAAGGAAAGGAAAUAUGCCAGAGCGAUUAUGCCUGUCCGAGCGCAUGGAAACUAUCUCCUCUGCACGAUUUUGCUGAGUAACGUGGCUGUUAACAGCACUUUUACUGUGAUUUUGGAUGACUUGACGUCUGGGUUGGUUGCUGUUAUAGGAUCUACGUUGGCUAUUGUGUUUAUAGCUGAGAUUACCCCGCAGGCUGUUUGCGCUAGGCAUGGGUUGUUUGUUGGUGCUAAAAGUAUUUGGAUUAUGAAGAUCGUGAUGGGUAUUUGUGCCCCAUUGGCGUGGCCGACGAGUAAGCUCUUGGACUACUUCCUAGGCGAAGAGAUAGGCACACAUUACAACAGGGAACGGCUAAAGGAGUUGGUCAAGGUGACCAAUCACGUAAACGACCUGGAUAAAGAAGAGGUGAACAUCAUCUCAGGCGCCUUGGAUCUGAGGAAAAAGAAGGUGCAGGAUGUGAUGACCAAGCUGGAUGACUGCUUCAUGUUACCCAUUACCAGUGUGCUGGACUUUGAGACCAUGUCCGAGAUUGUCAAGUCAGGUUACUCCCGUAUCCCAGUAUACGAAGGCCACCGCGGCAACAUAGUGACGGUGCUCUUCAUCAAGGACCUGGCCUUCGUGGACCCCGACGACAACACGCCGCUGCGGACCCUCGCCCAGUACUACCAGAACCCCUGCAACUUCGUAUUUGAGGAUGUCACGCUUGAUGUCAUGUUGAAACAGUUUAAGGAGGGUCACAAGGGUCAUAUGGCGUUCGUCCAACGCAUCGACCGCUCCGGUGACGGCGACCCGGUUUACCAGACCGUCGGUCUGGUGACGCUUGAAGACGUUAUAGAGGAGAUGAUCCAAGCGGAAAUCGUCGAUGAGAGUGACGUCAUCACUGACAACCGUACCAAGAAGCGUCUCGCGCGCCCGCUGAACCGCUUCCAAGACCUGGCUGCCUUCGCAGGCCACCAGCCGCACCGCGUCCACGUGUCUCCCCAGCUGGUUCUGGCUACCUUCCAGUUCCUCUCCACCAGCGUGGAUCCAUUCCGUCCAGUGAUGAUAUCGGAAACGGUGCUCAGAAGGCUGCUGAAGCAGGAUGUGGUGAAGCACAUCAAGUUGCGAGGAGACGAGGACAGGACCGACCCGAAGGCCUACGUCUUCCAAGAGGGUAGACCGGUGGACUACUUCGUGUUGAUCCUGGAGGGCCGCGUGGAGGUGACGGUGGGACGCGAAAACCUCGUGUUCGAAGCUGGACCCUUCACAUACUUCGGUAUCCAGGCCCUUACGCAGAACAUUGGUGUCGCUGAGCCCCAAUCCCCGUCGGCACUAGGUUCUCUCCAGAACCUGAACAUGGACAGCAUGUUGCGGCACACGUUCGUUCCUGACUACUCGGUCCGAGCUAUAGCUGAUGUUUACUAUCUGACCAUCAAACGUUCUAUGUACCUGGCGGCGAAGCGCGCUACUCUGAUGGAGAAAGGUGCGCUCACGAAGGGCAACACCAACGAACAGAUAGAGCCAGAAGUUGACAAGUUACUUCGUGACGAGGGCAGAACCGAGUCUCUCAGGGAAACGGACGCGCAACCUCAGGAGCCCUCACCGGCCAGCCCCGCGACCUCCAACCAGAAGGAAAACCCAGAGGAGGAGGCUCUACUAAAGAAAUAGACGUCGCGGCCGACCUCAAUAACAAGCAUACUAUAAAAUAAAACUAUGAAAACGGAUUAUAUCGCGUAUAUUGAAUUUAUAAUUCAUCCCGACGUUUCGAACUCUUUACAGCGUUCGUGGUCAACGGGUGACUGAGUAUAUAAUAUAUAUCUUUACUUGAAAAAUAAUUAUAGUGUAUAACUAGCCUUAUGAACCGAUUUUGCAUGUACAACCAGCCUUAAAGUUUGUAGUCUAUGAUUGUUCAUUAUUUUUUUUAGUAUGUGGGUAUUUUUGCAUUUUGUAAUUUUUCCUCAGUCACCCGUUGACCACGAACGCUGUAAAGAGUUCGAAACGUCGGGAUGAAUUAUAAAUUCAAUAUACGCGAUAUAAUCCGUUUUCAUAGUUUUAUUUCAUGAGUAACUAUCGCGGUAACCGAAGACAAUAUUAAGCAUACUAUAGUCUGCAUCUUCUCAAAUGAUUUUUACGCCUAAGACGGUAAUCUGUUAAACAAAAGCCAUUGUUCCUUUUGUGUGAGCGGUCCGCCAUUGUGUGCCAUUGAGUGAGCGCGUGCUACGGCGCGUGCCAUUGUCAGACACAAUGGCCGACCUCUCGCACAAAAGGAACAAUGGCUUUUGUUUAACAAAUUACCGUCUUAGGCGUAAAAAUCAUUUGAGAAGACAGACUAUACCUCAGAUUACAAUAGUCUCUGAAAUUAUGGACAAACCAAAUGUGUCUCUACUAAAAUACCGGAGGUAUUUCAUUUGUCCAUAAUUGUAAAAUUAAAAAUCGCGUUUUUAAUACACUAAAUAAAAUGUGACGUUUCACGGAAAAGGUGCCUUAUGGCGGCAGGCGCUUACGCUGUUAUUCACGACGCUCCUAUUCAAAUACGCUGCUAGGCGUCGUAAGCGCCAACCGUCAUAAAGUACCUUUAUCCGUGGAACGUAAAAAUUUAUUUAGUGUGUUUAAAACGCGAUUUUUAAUUUUACAAUUAUGGACAAAUGAACCCGUGGGACGUCAAAUUGUGUCUAUCGCGCAUUAGAAUAGGACCAAGCUAACUCUGCAUGACAUUAACAAAGAAAAAGUGUCGAAAUGUCAUCAUAAAUGUAAACUUUCUGUCAGUCUGCACAGUUAGCUGAGAUGGAGUCUAAUUUGUUUACUUUUACGAACUAACGUCUAAACAUAUUGCAAUUGAUAACAUCGAUAAACACGUAGAGAUAUAAAAUCAUGACAAUUUGAGCUAAAUCAUUGAUUUAUUGCCCUGUUUGCCUAGCCAUCUAAUUUCGUCACUAGAAAAAGGCAGCAAAUAAUGUAGGUAGGGGUUAAACCUGCCGUGCACCAUUUUGAACUUUCGCGCCGCGCCUGUACUGAUGAAAAUGAUUUGCCAGACUAUUGUAAAAUUGAGGUCGUCGCUAGCAACACUGCUUUAUGACUGGCAACCUUGCAUUGCGUCAAAUAAAGAAAAAAAAUACUAACACAGCUCUCACUCUGGGUUCACAUACACGAGUAAGGGCCUCUACACACUUCACCGAUAUUUGCAUGCGAUUUGCGUGUGUAUCCCCGUUUGUCCCCGUUCCACGUGACUGCCGCCAUACAUGAGGCGGGGACAUCUGGGAAUGAUUUGUAUGCAGCGCCUAUUCUCAUCUGUGCCCGGUGGGAACAAAUGGGAAUACACCUAUUUGCGUUACAUUCCGGCCCAUUGAUCGAUCGAAUGAAUUCGUUGCAGUUAUGUGUGUCGGCAAUUAUCUAAAAUCGCAUACGAUUGGUUGCAAGGUGUGUAGAGGCCUUAACAAGGGGCAAUCGACAACUGUAGAAUGUAGUUAUAGUAUCGAUUUAAUAGCAUUUGAAAUUUAACAAAAUAGUUUUUAAGUUAUAAUUAUUUUAACUGUACUUACUUUUUUAUAUGGCAACACUUUCGCAACACUUUCUUACAUGGAGACUAUAUAAAGGAGCCAAAUCUCUAUGUAUGAAAAGUGUCCAUCAAAAAACAGUAAUUAGGCGGCGCCACCAUACACCGAGAUACUACCAAAAACAACCUACGUAAUUUGGUCGGGUUAUUUGUUGGUACUUGUCCCAGCCCCUAACUAGCGCCACCGGAGGGAUUAGGAACUAUUAUUUAAAGCUGAAAGCGGUCACUUUUGCAACAAUUCUGCCAUAAGAGAUUGGCAUCCUUUCUAUACCAUCCAUACUUUCUUAUUUUGGUUGGUGCAAUUUUCGUUUAGAAAUGAACUAACCCAUCUUAUUGCUGAACCAAUACAGUAUUUAAUGAUCGAAUGGAUUUUGCUUGUUUUGAAUUAAAAUAUUUAUUGAAUAUCCAUGAAUGAAUAUUUAAAUGUUGAAUUGUUUUAUUGUAUCGUCAGUACAUUCAAAUUUUAUACAUGUUUCGACUAUAUCUACUUGCGUAGUUUUUGAAAAUAUGUAGUAUUUGAAUGAUUCUGUAUUGAAAUGUGAAUAGUACAAAUGGAAAUUAUGUUUUUAUAAUUAUGUUGAAGCUAUACAAAUUAAUAAAUCACGAAAUAUCUGACACUAAUUCUUAAGUUGUUUUAAUAUGUUCGCGUAUUUUUUAGCCACCAUGUCGAAUAUUAAAAAAAAGCAAAGCGCAAAUAUGCUUUGAAAUGUUUUAAAAUAUGAUGUAAAUCCAACAAAUCUUAUGAAACUGCCUUUUAAUUUAAGUAAAAGUAACAAUUUUACAUAUUGCUUGACAUAGAAUAGAUAUUUUAUAAAAUGUUACUUUGAAUUUAUGGGAACAUAAAUUUUUUUGAGACCAGUAAGGACGCCGAGCACUAACUAACUAUUUACAUUGACCCGCCAUUUUCUAUCUCUGUGGCACGCGCGUAGUUAUUAUAUAUUACCUACUGUCCCUCUAAUAAUGCCGGUGGUCAAUGACACUACGAGGUCGACAGCAAUAUAAUUAUGCGCGUGCGAUAGAGAUAGGAAAUGUUUAGUGUAUAAUGUGUUUACGUAUGUUUUAUUUAAUAACUUAGAGUUAAACCAAGAUAAGUCAGCAACGAUUUUGAUAGCACACGCAGUGCAAGUGUUAUAUAUAUAUACGUCAUAAUUUAAUAGAAGUUUGACGUUUAAAAACUUUAAAAUAACGGCGUGUGCUAUCAAAAUCGUUGCAGACUUAUCUUGGUCUAACUCUAUGUAGCUUUGAACGUUAUGACAUCUAGAUUUUUAUUCAUAUUGUCAAAGAGGAUAUAAUAGGAUAGAGCGGUACUGUCAUAGUAAAUUUUGUAGUCACAAUAAAUUCACUGCCAUCUAUCGACACACGAUUAAAAUAAAAAAUAAAAAUAUAAAAAAUGUAUUUAUAUGUGGAUAAAUGUGGUUUUUUUUAUUUACAAUAUUUGCAUUAAUUAUUUUUAUAUUAUUUUGACCCAUAUUCUUUUUAAACAAUUAAAUACAAAUUAAAUAAUAACCGUCAACGCCAUCUAUACGAGAGUAGGCCAAAGGUAGUGGAGUCCAUCUGAUCAAAAAUCAAAUUUUCGUGAUUUUCGAGGCACGUUUUUUCCUUAGACUGUAUCCAUCUAUUACGGUGUUAUAUCUAUCUUUGAUAUUGUUUUAUAUUUAAAAUAGUUCAUAAAAUUUAAAAACAAUGUGCCUUUACCAUUCUUUAAAUACUAAAAAAACUUAUGAAUGACGCUCAGACAAGUUUGUGUUCCUAUAAUUAAGAAUAAAUACUAUAUUAGUAAAAUACGUAGAAGAAUCGUAAGUGGGUGCAUGUUUUUUUAUUUAUUAGAUUUUUAUAUUCAACCAAUAUUUUUAAAGGGUCCAAAUGGCGCUUGUUUUUUUUAUAUACGCAUUGUAUAUGGGAAGAAUAUUUUAAGUCCCUUUUGAAAUAUUGUUUUAUUUAUAGUUCUAACUUCCAUAAUAGUGCCUUUAAACUUGAAAGAAAUAUUUAAAUGGAUUUUGAAGCGAAAAUUACAUUUUUAUUGUAAAUUUUUUGAUAGAAUGUAUCGUUAAAAAUAUAAAAAGUACUUACGCUAAAGUAGAUGAAACUGUUAUGAUAUAUGGAAAAUGAGCUCAUGAAGAUAAGUAAUGAUGACAGUACUUUUUUGUACUUUGCAAAAAAAUGUGGUAUUUUUUCUAAAGUCUCGAAAAACGACAUUUCGUAAGCGAAAUUUCCAUAUAUUAUUAAUUGUAUGUAGAUGUGUGAUCCGCAAUUAAAAUUAUCCAUAAGUAAGGUGCUGAAAUGUUCAAUAUGAAAAUAUAUCAGUUUUUGAAACUUGAA
Messenger RNA from Cydia strobilella, 7083 nucleotides. RefSeq names its product unextended protein-like. The transcript is spliced from 15 exons. Gene Ontology annotation, molecular function: transmembrane transporter activity. Gene Ontology annotation, cellular component: plasma membrane; cytoplasm. Bases 33 to 2879 code for a protein of 948 amino acids. The record is from RefSeq and is a predicted model, not a curated record. Gene Ontology annotation, biological process: intracellular manganese ion homeostasis; transport; magnesium ion homeostasis. Lineage: Eukaryota; Metazoa; Arthropoda; Insecta; Lepidoptera; Tortricidae.